Messenger RNA from Sinocyclocheilus anshuiensis, 4797 nucleotides. RefSeq names its product golgin subfamily A member 2-like. Gene Ontology annotation, cellular component: Golgi apparatus; Golgi cis cisterna; Golgi cisterna membrane. The coding region runs from base 77 to 3166 and encodes 1029 amino acids. Gene Ontology annotation, biological process: Golgi organization. Gene Ontology annotation, molecular function: protein binding. The transcript is spliced from 28 exons. Lineage: Eukaryota; Metazoa; Chordata; Actinopteri; Cypriniformes; Cyprinidae. The record is from RefSeq and is a predicted model, not a curated record.
AGCGUCACGUGUGUGUCACGCACGCACGCGGAUCAUCUGAUGACGUGGUGUGCCGUUCGCUCAGCUGCGCGAGAGGAUGGCGGACCAGAACAGGCAAAUCAAACUCGCUGCAGCCAAGAAAAAGCUGAAGGAGUUUCAACAGAAGACAACACCAUCCACAGCAAGUGCUGGACCAAAGAAGAAGAGGAAGGUUAAAGGAGGCGAUCAGCUGGACGCAGCUGCUGACAGAAACUCGCCGGACAAUGUGAGUCAGAUUGAGAAUAUUCUCAAAGUUAUGGUGUCUGAUCUUAGUCUGACUAAUGGAGAGUCUCAGCCUCCGUUUAUCAGCAACAGUCAGGAUGAUGUGGAUGCGGUGAGCCGGGUCUCGCAGGAGCUGGAGGAGACCAGCGCUGAACCCGUCUCUAACCCCGCUUCUGCUAUUAACUCUGAUAACGCUGGCAUGCAGAAGUACGCAGCAGAUGCAAACGGCGAUGAACAUCCUCUGGAAGAUAACAGGCCGCUGUCGUCCACCGAGAGCCUGAGACAGAUUUCCCAGCAGCUCAACGGACUGCUGUCUGAGUCAACAACAUACAUCAAUGGAGACAGCGGUCCGCCGACGGUCAACGAGAAGGAGUUGGAGACUCGCAACCAGGAGCUGGCAGCGGCUCUGGACUCCAGCGCGCUCACGAACGCCCAGCUCACAUCCAAACUCGAGACGCUGACGAAGCAGUCUCAGGAGCUUUCUGAUCAACUACAGAAGGAGCGGAAAGAGUUUGAGCAGAAGUUCACUAAGGAGCAGGGAGCGAUACGUGAACAGCUACAGGUUCACAUUCAGACCAUCGGCAUCCUGGUGUCUGAGAAAUCAGAGCUACAGACGGCUCUGUCUUACACACAGCAGGCAGUGCGACACAAGACAGGAGAGGCAGAAGACCUGAGCUCGCGGCUGCAGGCCAGUAAACAGCGAGUGUCUGAGCUCGAGAGGACGCUAUCUACAGUCUCUACACAACAGAAGCAGUUUGAGAAGCAUAAUAAAGAGCUUGAGAAGGAGCGGGACAGUCUACGAUUGGAAGUCUUCCGGUUUAGUAAUGUGAGCGAGGAGUCCAGACAGCAGAGCUCAGAGCUGUCCGAGCAGCUCAAGCUGAGAGUAAACGAGAACAACGGCUUGAAGCAGGAGGUUGAUGAGCUCCAUAAGCGGCUGGAGAUGGCCGACGUCAUGCUGCAGCAGUUCUCCAGUCAGUCGGGUCCUCCGUCUGAAGGGCAGCAGGUUCAGCUCCUCCUGGAAGAGAAACACCAGUUAGAGGCUCACGCGGCUCAGCUGAUGGAGUCGGUGGCUCAGCUGCAGGUGGAGAGAGAUCAGUACUCUGGACAGAUACAGGAGGAGGGACGCUUGUGGAGGGACAAAACAGAACAGCUUCUGUCUCAGGUGCGUCUGAUGUCAGAGGAGCGUGACAGCACUGCUGCUCAGAUUCAGGAGCUGCAGGAGAAAAUCACAGAGCUGGAGAACGCUGCAGCUCUGAUGAGUAAAGAGCAGGAGCUGCAGGCCGUGUCACAGGCCUCAGGCCCUUCAGAAAGUGAACUGGCCCUUCAGGAAACCAUCAGCAGCCUUCAGGAGGAGAGAGACGCUCUCAGUCUGCAGUACCAAGCACAGGUGCGAGACAACGAGCAGCUGAGCCGACUGGUGCAGGAACAGGAAGUGAGGCUGGAAGAACUGGAGAGACACGCAGAACGCGCCGCUGAAGAGGCUCAGGAUCGACUCCAGAUUCUGGAGGAUGUCCAGAGCGACAAGGCCACCAUCAGCAGAGCCCUGGCCCAGAACCGAGACCUCAAAGACCAGCUGGCCGAGCUGCAGAACGGCUUCGUCAAGCUGACCAAUGAGAACAUGGAGCUGACCAGCGCUCUGCAGUCCGAGCAGCACAUCAAGAAGGAGAUCGCUCGUAAGAUUGGUCAGCUGCAGGAAGAUCUGCACGGUGCCAAAGAACAGCUGCAGGAGAAGUGCGGAGAGCUGGCGUCUGCGCAGGAGCACAGGGAUCAGUGUCUGGCUCACCUGCAGCAGUACACGGCUGGAUACCAGCAGCUGGUGGCGGAGCGAGAACAUCUGCACCAUCAAGUUUUUGAUAAAAAUUUGUUGAGGUGUGAAUAUGAGAAAGUCACGCUCUCAGUGCUGCAUUACUGCCUCCUGCAGGAGAAACUGAACCAGCUGUCCAGAGACAACGAGGAGCUGAAGACGGAGGUGCAGGAGCUGCUAAACAACUCGUCCCUGAACACGUCACACAGAGACGACGGUGAUGGACUGGAGAGUCAUUCUCUCCCAGAGAGCUUCCAGAAGUCACACAUCGUCAUCCCAGAAGACUUCGAGAGCAGAGAAGAGAUGGAGGAGUUUAUUCACUCUGUCCUGUCGCGUCUGGAGGAGGAGCGAGAUGAGAUGAGCCGCCGCUUCGAGGAGGAGAGGAGACUUCAUCACGAGCAUCAUCAUCAUCCUCAUCCUCACAGCACAGGAGGCUCUGACGGGGUCCCGGUGGAGGUGCACGAGGCUCUGCGGGUGGCCAUGGAGAAACUCCAGGAGCGUUUCACAGCACUCAUGCAGGAGAAGGUGGAUCUGAAGGAGCGGGUGGAGGAGCUGGAGCACCGCUGCAUUCAGCUGUCAGGAGAAACAGACACCAUCGGUGAAUACAUCGCGCUGUAUCAGAACCAGAGAGCCAUCAUGAAACAAAGACACUUUGAGAAGGAGCAGUACAUCAACAUGCUGGCUAAAGACAAGGAGGAGAUGAAGGCGAAGCUAGCGGAGCUGCAGGAUCUGGUCAUGCGUCUGGUGGGCGAGCGUAACGAAUGGUACAGCAGAUACAUGAGUGCCGUCAGUAACCCCGGCCUCCUGUCCUCUGGAGAACACCCCCAUCCUGCUGACGGACACACGGACGGUUCCGCCGUUCUGGACCUGAGCACAGCGGUGGAGGCGUCUACAGCGCCUCAGUCCAGCACAGACCCACAGACUCAAUCCCAGAGUCCAGAGAGGCCUGGAUCCGCCCCCCUGAGACCCACAGAGGACGGCACGGCCCGCCAGAUCAUGCAGCUCCUGCAGGAGAUCCAGAAUCCUCAGGCCAGACCCGCUCCCUUCCUGAGAGAAAACCCCUGCAUCCCGUUCUUCUACCGGCCCGACGAGCACGACGAGGUCAAGAUCCUGGUGGUGUGACCGCGUCCGUCUCUCCGUCUCCGUUUGACGAUACGCACACACAUAUUAAAUGGGGUUUCCCUCUUAGUUUCUCUGCUUUCUUCAGUGGAUAAGAGAAAUCUGAUGCAUUCUCAAGCUCUUUGGCUCCGUUUGGUUUGUGUGUAAACCAGUUAAUCCAUAAGAAUAUCAGUUUUCGCUGUUUUUUUCCCUGAUUCAUUUGUCCUCUUUUACUUUAUCAAAUAAGUGCAAUAGACCGGUGACAGAUCAGUGAUUCAUAUCAGUAUGAUUCAGAUCCAUGCCGGGUGGGAUAGUGAACUCGCACACUAACUAGGGUACAGCGAUGAGUAACAUUGAUAUCAUAAAGCAGGUCUGGAUUAAGAUGAUGAAGAGUUUUCUGAGAGAACCCGAUUAUGAAGCAUGUAGGGGCAGAGUAUCGAGAAGGUAAUGACAUGCAGAAACUGAAUCAGAACUAAAACAUAAAUUCAUGAAUCAUUCAGUCUGAACAUGCAUCACACUUUAGGCCGAGCCGAGAGUGUUCAGUGGACACAAACCGGGUUGUUUUUGCUUUUCCAAUUGGGAUUUAUUGAAAGAUGCAAUUAUAAUUUCUUCCCUACAAACACGCGAGCACCUUGAGUUUUUUCCAGAUGUCGAAGCUUUCGAGAUGUUGGCGAUUGUUUGCGGCUAACUCUAUGACGCUAGCGACCGUCAGCCGAGAGUUUUGAGUGUUGUUCGUAUGUAGAGUGAAUGAUCGAACGUUUGUGAGAGCUGUACAUAUAUAUAUAUAUAUAUAUAUAUAUAUUAGAGAAAACGAUUUGUAAUAAUUCCUCUUACAUGAGCAAAGCUUGAACGGUGAGUUCAUCCAUAAACAUCCUCAGACACAGAGAUACGUUCAGCAGCGUUACAGGGGUUUGCAAUCUACUUCUUCGUGUCUUGUAUGUUUGUGUAAAUAAUUAUAACCGCAGCUACACCUUUAAAGAGCGUUGUGCAUUGCAUAAGGCUGUUUUAUAUGCAUAAUGCUCUUUAGAAUUGUAUGCAUAGAUUUAUUUACAAAAACAUUCAGCCAGUUCUGAAGUAGAAUGCAUUGUGCAUGGCUCUCUAAUGCAUUAUAUUUACACAGGCUUCAUAGAAAGCGUUGCUUUAUCUAUUUACAGCUGAAGAAUUCAAGUGGACUCAUGUAUGUGGGUAUAACUGGAAGCAUGUCGAUUGAGUUUACAUCUGAAUACUGUGUUUGGGCUGCAGUACCAGAGUAUUUCACGCUGCUGUACUCUGAAGCAUCAUUGCACAUCAUCUCUAUCUGCGUUCAUGUAUGAAUAUAUUUUACAGUGAUUCUUUUGGGCGUGGGCUUUAAUCAGACGUUGAUUGUUUUGCUUGUUCAUGUAUCAGAUGUGUAAAUAGUGUAACUGUGUAUCAUACUGUAUAUUGACGAGGAAGGCUUGCGUUUGCCUGCUGAAGACUCGGAUGAAUCUAGUGCGAAGAGAGGACGGGAUGUGUGUGUGGUUUCAUACUGCGGCUGAACUAAAGGAGAAUUCUAUUUAUUUGGGAUAAUUACACACUAAUCUGUUUUAAUUCAGACUAAUGGAACACAAUGAAGGAAUAAUGAGUAGUUCGAGUGAUGAUUUGCCUCCUAAAUAAACCUGAUUGAGCAAAAUGAA